AUGCGAAAUCCCUGGUCCCUUUAUUCAAAAUCCCCAUACUCUCUCCUCACUCGGCGACUCUGUUUGACUUCCUCAUUAUCCAAACCUCCCAUCUUAACCCCCUUCAGAACAGUCGUUUCAUCAGCAAAAUGGACCUCUGCUCCACGGCUUUUCCCAACGUCAGGAUUCAAGCUGCUGGACCCGUCUUGCUCAAUUGAAGAAGAAACAUUGCCAACCUACUCACCCGAAAAGUACUAUCCCGUCGACCAAGGGGAAAUUUUCAACGACAGAUACCAGGCUCUCGCCAAAGUAGGAUUUGGCGUGACUUCCACCGUGUGGUUUGCCCGUGAUCUCGUGGAGUCGACGUAUGUCAUCUUGAAGAUAUAUGUAUCUGGACAAGGAAGAGAGCAUGAAUUGAACAUCUACAAGCAUCUCGAUUCCAUCGAAACAGACCACCCAGGCAAGAAAUACGUUCGCAGCUUGGUUGACCAUUUCUACGUGGACGGCUCACAACACCGCCAUCUGUGCCUUGUUCAUAAACCACUGGGAAUCAACGCAUCUGAACUGCUACAGUUUAGAAGUGAGAAUAAGAUGACGCUGGAAGACAUGAAACCUGCCAUUCGUCAACUUCUCGGGGCUGUCGACUAUCUUCACUCCAUAGCCCAUCUCAUCCAUACCGAUAUCCAACUUAAGAAUCUCCUUCUUCCUGCCCCUUCCCAUGCUGCACUUGUCGAUUUUGAAGAGCGCCAAGUCAACAGCCCAGCAGCAAGAAAGGUACUUGGAGAUCGAAAGAUAUAUGCAACCUCGCAUUUUCCGGCUGGAGACGGGCUCCCUCUUCUCGGCGAUCUGGGAGAAGCUCGUUUUGGGGAUGAAGAAAACUGCGACAACAUCAUGCCAGACUAUUACCGUGCGCCUGAGGUCAUACUGAAAUCGAACUGGAGCUAUAAAGUGGAUAUAUGGAGCGUUGCUAUGGUGGCAUGGGACAUUGUCAGUCCGAAUACCGUUAUUCAAGGACAAGUCAGAGAUGGUAUCUUCGAUGAUGGAGUACAUAUCGCAGAGCUUGUUGCCUUACUUGGCCCGCCACCUCUGGAAUUUCUUAAGAAUGUGCAUAUGAGCUGGGUCUUUUGGGAUGAAUCGGGGAACUGGAAGAAUCUGGUCCCUAUUCCUGAUCGGAAUUUUGAGAAACUCGCUGCUACCAUACGUGGGGAAGAUGUAGAUGGUUUCCUGCGAUGGUUGAGAUUGGCCUUACAAUGGAACCCUGACGAUCGUCCGACUGCUCUUGAUCUUCUUAUGGAUCCGUGGCUGAUGAGGGGGUUGACGAUGAAAUCUUAG
Messenger RNA from Penicilliopsis zonata CBS 506.65, 1311 nucleotides. RefSeq lists its product as hypothetical. Gene Ontology annotation, biological process: protein phosphorylation; spliceosomal complex assembly; regulation of mRNA processing. Gene Ontology annotation, molecular function: ATP binding; protein kinase activity. The record is from RefSeq and is a predicted model, not a curated record. The coding region runs from base 1 to 1311 and encodes 436 amino acids. Lineage: Eukaryota; Fungi; Ascomycota; Eurotiomycetes; Eurotiales; Aspergillaceae. The transcript is spliced from 4 exons.